Molecule: messenger RNA, 876 nt
Organism: Verruconis gallopava
Lineage: Eukaryota; Fungi; Ascomycota; Dothideomycetes; Venturiales; Sympoventuriaceae
Exons: 2
Coding region: 1-876 (291 amino acids)
Source: RefSeq, a predicted model, not a curated record
AUGCCCAUCUUUGAGGACAUGAUGCAUGCAAUAUCGAGCGAGGAUGCUAAAGAUCGCUUUUGUGCCGAGAUUGACAGGCGAUUGCAGUUAAUACGAGACAACCAGACACCCAGUUCCGACGCUGGCGAGUCAUGGUGGCCAUUCCCGGAUUCCAUGCACUGCUCGACCAUGGAGCUGCAUUGUCGGCGGUCUUCCGUCGGCCACGGCUCUGUGUUCGGCCGAGCGGCGACGACGCUCACUCCAGCCACCUCCGGUCGGCGACCGCACGGGAGGAGCCUUUCUGUUCAGGACAUCUGGCACGAUGCCAACAAAGAUUCUAAAGGCAACCUUGCCGAACCGAGACAGCCACGUCGAGCCUUCUCGGGUCGUGAAAACACGGACCUGGACCUGUACGAUCUAUACUUUGCACAGUACGCCCAGAACGCAAGGCGACCGCAGCUGAAGACAAAGAGGGCGGUCACAAACCUGAGAUCGACGCGGCCAAGGCCGUCUGAGCCUGGCAAAACCUCUACGAAGGGGACGGGCUACGAAGCAUUUGACGACGACACGUUCGGAAAGCGCCAGCCACUUUCCAGCGCGGAGCGCAGGUCGUCGCUCCUCUCCCUGGAGCUGCAACCGUUCGAGGAUCUCAUCGAGGAAGAGAAGCAGGCGAGAAAGCGGAUGGAGGCUUUUGCCUCGUCCAGUGGAAUGCUCGACCGCUUUGGACAGCCUGUCCGUCCCAACUGUGACGAAGGCGUGCGACGUGACUCGGGCUAUGACUCCGCAUGCGGCGAUGAGGAGCAAUCCAAAGACGUGGACCGCGCGACCGAACAAGCCGAGUUAUCGAGAAGCAAGAUUCCUGACUAUGACUUCUCGCAGCAGAAUUAUACGUGGUGA